This is a messenger RNA of Aedes albopictus (Asian tiger mosquito), 3338 nucleotides long. It is a transcript of the gene Hr96, whose product is annotated as nuclear hormone receptor HR96. Gene Ontology annotation, biological process: cell differentiation; positive regulation of transcription by RNA polymerase II; negative regulation of transcription by RNA polymerase II. The record is from RefSeq and is a predicted model, not a curated record. Gene Ontology annotation, molecular function: nuclear receptor activity; zinc ion binding; RNA polymerase II cis-regulatory region sequence-specific DNA binding. The transcript is spliced from 4 exons. NCBI's taxonomy places the organism in Eukaryota, Metazoa, Arthropoda, Insecta, Diptera, Culicidae. The coding region runs from base 539 to 2887 and encodes 782 amino acids.
CGUGUGUGAGCGAAGUCAGAUAUUUUUCAUUCUGGUCGUACGAUUGACUCAUUCGUAAUACAGAUUCACGGGAUUUUUGUUGCUUUUAAACUAUAUUUACGACGUCGUCGUCGUCCGUGUGUAUUUACAAUAUUCCGCCAGCGGGUCUAUUCGUGUUCAAUUUAUUAUAAUUAAAUUUGAUUAUUUGAUUUGCUCGCAGCAGUGCCGUUUGUCGCGAACGUAUGUGAUUUGGCGAGGGCCGUGCGGAAGGGAUCAGUGAAGAAAAAACCUUGCUUAUUCUCGAACUUGCGGAUCGAAAAAUUUUCUGCUGCCAGAAAUCGAUUGCUGUUUAAUCAGCUGGGCGGACAAGAUUAUGGUGAUAUAUUUCUAUGAUGUGAAGUGUUGACGACCGAAGCAUGUAAUCAGCAUGAUGAAAAUAUUGAUUGUGGCGAAGGCGAAGACGAAGAUCGUUCGAUAAGGCUCAGGCUGCUACAACAACGAAAACGGUCCGCGAAUUGAUAAGGUUCGACGUCGUUGGCGACGAGAUAAAGGAAAAACCAUGAGCACCGAAAGUUCGGAUAAGUCGAGCUCAGUAAACGACGCGAUGAGUCCCGGUGGAGCUGCGGCGGCCGCAGCAGCAGCAGCUGUUAAAAUAUGUAGCGUUUGUGGGGACAAAGCGUUGGGGUACAACUUCAACGCAAUGACCUGCGAGAGUUGUAAGGCAUUCUUCCGGAGGAAUGCUCUGUCGACCAAGGGAUUCACGUGUCCCUUCAGUGAGAGUUGCGAAAUUACGGUCGUCACGCGGCGGUUUUGUCAAAAGUGUCGGCUGGAUAAGUGCUUUCAGAUCGGUAUGAAGAAGGAAUAUAUAAUGUCAGAGGAGGAUAAAGCUCGAAAGCGGAAGAAAAUCGAGGAAAACAGAAAUAAGCGAGCGAAUAAUGGGACUGGUUCCAGUAAUCGUGCAAAUUUUCCGGGCGGAGCAAUGGGAGGUGGAUUGCUGGAGAAUGAUUUGCCCAUGAAGAUCAAGCGGGAGGGCACGGAAUCGGACUGUUGGAGUAAUUCCUCGGACUAUAUUAUGUCACCGGAGAUGAUGCAUCAGCAGAACGGCUCCAGCAGUCUAUCGAUUCCGUACAACAGUGGACUGGCUUCGCCGAAUGAAGUCAGCAAUUCUUCUAGCUCUUCGCACAACAAUCUGACUCACAACGUUGCGACGGAAGGGGCAGAUCUCUUAUCAGCAGCUAUGACGGCAGUGUUGCCAGCUCAGUCCCAGCUAGAAUCCGUGCAUUCGACUCGUAGCGGUGAACCUCUCCUGCCAGCCCUGUCGCUCGAUUCCAAUGCAGAUGACAUCGUCAAUAGGAUUGUCCAGUACCCGACCCAGGCCAGCCAGACGAUUGCCUCUCUCAUGAAAACCCCGAAAGACGCCGUUUUUAUCAUGUCAAAAAUUAUCAAUUCCCAGUGUGAUGCAUUGAAACUGAUAUCGCACUUUAUAACGGCACCUGGUGAUGCAUUGCAAAUUAUCAGCAAGAUAAUGAACUCCCCGUUAGACGCUCUAACGGUGUUUGCUCAGUUCAUGAGCUCCCCGACCGACGCCCUGCAAAUCAUUGGGAAAAUUAUGAGCUCUCCGGCGGACGUGCUCCAAUUUAUGCAGCAACUCAUGAACCAGCCGGAGGACGCCGUUCAAAUCAUGAACAAGUUUAUGAAUGCCCCGGCAGAAGCUCUUCAGAUGAUCAACAAAAUGAUGAACCACUCGGAUGUGAUCGAAACCAUCAAAGAAGCGGCGGACACCUCACAGCAUGACGACGAAGAUCCACCACCAGACCCUCCCCAAGUCACCCCUCAAACAUCCAACAGCGCCGCGGCCUCCCCAUCCUCCACCUCCCAUUGUAACGAAAUGACCCCCCAAUUCGAUCCAUUCCUGUUUAACUCCACCCCGGAGCCCUCAUCCGACCCAGUACCUCCGGACACGGAUUUCCCAAUGUUCCAAGAACCGGACAACGCCAAACCCACAUCCUAUUUCCCAAACACGCUGGAAGCGGUCCUAGAGCAAGCCAUCCGUCUGGAGUACGAGGGUUACAACGGGUCCUCUCUUAGUGGUGGGUCCAGCAGUGGGGGCAGUGGUGGAUCUUCAACGAGCUCUUCGCAGCAGUCGCAGAUAGUGGGAAACAGUAUUGAGUUGAACGAUGCCGAGCGGGCCAAACUGAACGAGCUGAUUGUGGCCAACAAGGCACUCUAUGCACCGGUGGACGAGGAUUUGGCGUCGCUGAUCUCCGAGGACUGCCGGAUAAAGUCCAACCAAAACCAACAGGAUCCGAUGCUGCUAAAGGUGAUAAACCUCACGGCGAUCGCCAUCCGGCGACUGAUCAAAAUGUCCAAGAAAAUCAGCGCAUUUAAAAACAUGUGCCAAGAGGACCAGCUCGCGCUGCUCAAGGCCGGCAGCACAGAGAUGAUGAUCCUGCGCUCGGCCAUGCAAUACGACUGUGAUAGAGCUAGUUGGAAGAUUCCCCACAGCCAGGAGGAGAUGUCCAACAUCCGGGCGGACGUGCUCAAGUUGGCCAAGGGGAACGUCUACCAGGAGCACGAACAAUUCAUACGUACCUUCGACAAAAAGUGGCGUUCCGAUGAGAACAUCAUUUUGAUCAUGUGUGCCAUCACGCUGUUCUCGCCGGAUCGCCCCAAGACGGUGCACUCCGAUGUGAUAAAGCUGGAACAGAAUUCCUACUACUACCUGUUGCGGCGCUACCUGGAGAGCAUCUACCCGGGCUGCGAGGCGCGUUCGAUCUUUCUCCAGCUGAUUCAGAAAAUCUCCGAACUGCACCGGUUGAAUGACGAAAUCAUCAGCGUCUACCUGGACGUGAAUCCGGCCCAGGUCGAGCCACUGCUGCGGGAGAUUUUCGAUCUGAAGGUUCACUGAACGUGAGCGCGCGAGCCCCAGCAUCACAAAAUACCUAUGUUCAGUGUCUAACUACUAAGUACCAACUACCUAUGCGAUAGUGUUGUAGGGAAGCUACCUUCUAAAAAUGCCUACGUUAGGAAUGUCAAGUUUUCAGAUUUCAUAGCUGGUUCUAAUGAAAACGCAACGGGAAAAGCUUAUGUUCUAGUAUAUCGUACGUACUCGUAGGCGGUUAUACGUGAGAAUGCCUAGUGAAUGUUCGUUUAAGAAGCUUUAAUGGAUUAAUAUAUAGUGUUUAUGUAUUUAUAGAUGAUAUAUAUUUUUACAGUCAUUACAAGUUGGAACCAGAUUUCAGCAGAAACAGUACUAAUGUGUAGCAACGUAGUAAGAAGAAAGAUUGUUAUCGUUCACAAGCAAUCAAUGAACACGGAAAAGUUUACAAAAUAAAUUGCAACGUUAUCUUCAUUUCAAA